AUGGCACAUAUCAAAUUAAACAUUUGUUCCGAACAUGAACCAAGCUUCUUUUAUCAUAGCCCUCGAAUUCUAUGCCUCUUAGCAGCACUGAUAACCAUAAAUACUACAGAUGCUGCAAGCAGGUUUUGUAAAUUGAUGACAGCACCAAUUAGUAAAAUGGCACAGUUUUUGACACGAAAAAGCACAUCAUGGCAUUCAUAUGCAAUGAAAUCAUGCUUGUGGAAGAUGUAUCGUAAAUUGCAUAGUAUUUACAAAACCAUAUACAUGCUUACGACGUUUGACGAGCAUUAUGAGUACCUGUAUACUACUAAGAUUUUAGGUUCACAAUCAAUGUCACAUCUUCUACCUGCUAUAGACAUAGUUAAAGCUACCAACCAAUGGUUUCAUCGCCUCACAUUAUCCUAA
Molecule: messenger RNA, 405 nt
Organism: Vavraia culicis subsp. floridensis
Lineage: Eukaryota; Fungi; Microsporidia; Pleistophoridae
Exons: 1
Coding region: 1-405 (134 amino acids)
Source: RefSeq, a predicted model, not a curated record